GCCACAUGGGAAUUUGGGCCAGUGCCAGCCUGUGCAGUGUUGCUGCCCGCCAUUCUGUGGGCCAUCAGCCUGAGUGUAAGGCAGCUGACCCACACAUCUCUCAUGGGAAGAGCCCGGUAAUCUUUUCUGUCCAUCAGUCUGCACCGAUCUCAGCAGCAUGUGGAAGCCGUGCCCUUACCCCGGAGUGUCUUGGGACUCGGAGCACAGAGCAGAACCUGACCCAUGGAAAGGAACAGCGGCUUGCAUCGCCAUGGGACUCCUGUUCGUAAUGACCAUUGGAUUAAUCUACUGGCAAGUGGUGGAUCAGUCCCACAAGCACUGGGUUCUCCAGGGCCGCUUCACGGGGAUUUUCUGGGAUUCCAAGAAGCAUUCCCUUGUGUUUCAGACGCUUUCCGAGGACAAAACAGCCGUGGAAGUUUCUGUUGGACAGGUAGGGGACCCUGAUCUGCACGUGCGUUUUGCGAGGAAUCGUUGCUGGCUUAACUCGAGUGGUUUCUGCACCGAGUGGGACGGGCGGCUGGAGGUGAAGAUGGUUUUGGAGCAGGACGAGCUGUUGCACAUGGAGUGCUACAACAUAACGUGGAUGCCUCUGCACUGUCAUGUUGACAUGAGGCACUGUUUUUAUAUGGAGAAUAUCUUCUGGUAUGGUGGAGCAGGCGUCCAGGCACAGAAAUGGCCUAUAAACACUGUGAAUAUUCCACUGCAGCCCUUCACUGUCAGUGAUUUGAGACUCAAUCCCUCAGGGUAUGGCUCUGUGUUGGACCAUCAGUUUUUUGGAUCAACAGGUGUUGCAGUGCUGUUUUCUCCAGAUGUGCCCCUGAAUGUUGGUAUCGACAGUAGUCUGAAGCUGUGUGUCGAGCCACAGCACAUACUGGUCACACAGCCUCUACAGUACAGAGUGUGCGUGGGUCGCAAUCUCAGAGCUGUUCAUCAGAAAAUAGCACACGAAUGCAGGCACCGCCCACCACAGCUGCCUAACCUGGGCAUUUUACGGUCAUCUCUAUGGAAGCUGGUGGUGAACACAGACUCUGGAGCAAGGCUGGAGAAAAAGCUGAGGAUGUUUGCCAAGCAGCUGAAGAGACACCAACUUAAUGAGGUCAUUAUCAGCCUUGAUGAACAUUCCACCUCUUUGCUACUGAAAAUGGGCCACAGUUAUUCCCACGCAAGGAACCUUCCACUGAUCAGACACCUCAACAUUUCUGUCACUUUUACGCCAUACGUCAGCGUCAAUAACCAGCAGUUUCAGAUGUCUCUUCAGGAAGGAAAUGAGGCCUUCUGGCUCAGCCGGCUGACUACCACACAGGGACAUUUGGUUCCUUUAAUGAGCCCAUGGAAAGGAGAUAUCUGUGUGAAGCUGAACAUCUCCAACCCAGCAGCAGUCAGGUGGUUCCUGGAACAAGUGGGCACCGAAUCUGCCCAGCUGGAUGCAGAGUACAUCAUUCUGGAGGGAGGGGAAGGGAGCCUCUCUGAUGGCCUUCCAGAAGUUCAAGUCGGUCAAGAGUACAUCACACUCUUGGCUGGCCUUGCUAUGAGGGUUGGAAGGACGGCUAUAGUGACCUCAGGGUCAAGGACCAGUGAUGUACCAUUGUUUAUAAUGAUGUCACCACUGCAAGGCAGCUGGGGCUACACAGGAAUUAAGGGCAUCAUUCCAUCUAUCUUGCACUACAGUAUUCUAGGAUAUAACUUCUUCAUUUCUGAUGCCAUUGGUGGCUCACUGGUUGAUCACAUGAUUAGUGAUGAAGAGCUCUUUAUCCGUUGGCUAGAAAUUGUCUCAUUUCUCCCAGUUAUCUCCUUCCAGACACCUCCAUGGAGUUUUAGCGAAUACUGGGUUCUGAACCUCACCAAGUCCUAUCUGUCACUGCACCAUGACUUUGUGGUUCCUCUGCUACUGAAGUAUGCUCAUGAAUGGAAGGAAACAACAAAUCCAAUCUACAGACCGCUGUGGUGGAUCAGUCCAGAGGACCCCUUCACAUUUACUAUUGAUGAUGAAUUCCUCAUUGGAUCUGAGGUCCUGGUAGCACCUGUAACUGAUCAAGGAAAAGUUGAAAGGAACAUUUACUUACCAGGAGAUGGAAUUCAAUGGAGAGAUCGGUGGAAUGGCCAAGUUUUUGAUGGAGGGACUCUACUACGUAGUUAUUCUGUCAGACUGGAAAAGGUAGCCGUCUUCCUACGGAUACAGUCUUGAAGCCCAAGCGGCUCCAUACACAAGUACUU
Molecule: messenger RNA, 2214 nt
Organism: Pygocentrus nattereri (red-bellied piranha)
Lineage: Eukaryota; Metazoa; Chordata; Actinopteri; Characiformes; Serrasalmidae
Product: SITS-binding protein-like
Exons: 11
Coding region: 158-2185 (675 amino acids)
Source: RefSeq, a predicted model, not a curated record